UAACAGGCAGGCUAGCUAGGCCAGCUACAUGGACAACGGCAGUUUAUAUCAAUUCACGAAGCACAAUGUUUGUUUUUCCAUAGCGUGCUACCUGACUGGAUGAUGAGACUUAUAUUGUUAAGGGGCCUCAGGAAACGCGCCAGCAGCUUCUUUGAAUAGGACCUUUUUGGAGAAUCAACUCUACAGCUAGCUGGCUGUCGACGUCUCUCUAUGUUUGAGUGUGUUCCGGCAGCAGCAGAGGCAGCAGCGGUGCCAUGAAUAGUGGACUCCCAGCUUCGGCUGCUCCGCUCGGGGGUGUCGGAAUUUCGAACGUCAAGGUGAAAUUCUGCCGAUAUUACGCUAAGGACAAGACUUGUUUUUACGGAGACGAAUGCCAGUUCCUGCACGAGGAUCCGUCCAUGGCGAACAUGUCUCUGCACGGCGGCGGAGGCAGUCCCGUCCCUCUGUCCAUGGCCGGAGGAGCCGUGACGGCGGCGGGGUAUCCGCUCGGUGGGAACACGGCGGUUUGCUCAGGUGCCGGGGGUGCUAAUGUUCCCAAAAAGACCGAGUCCCACGGGCCCGCGGGAACGAAUUUGGAAGGACAGUUGCUAACCAUCCCGGGUAUGGAAAGCGGAGCUCUGAGCGAUGCCAAUCUGACCAACUCCUAUUUCAGCAGCAGCUUCAUUGGUGUUAAUGGGUUUGGGAGCCCAGCAGAAUCCAAAUAUUCCAUGAUGCAGCGGAUGACCAGCAGCAGCAGCUCCCCCAGUCUGCUCAACGACGGUGCCAAGAACUAUACCCACAGCACCCACGAUCCCAUUAACUCUCCGACCUCUUCGCUCUUCAGCGACUUUGGUGCUCUGAGCAUAUCACAGCGGAGGAAGGCCCCUAACCCAGCAGCUAGUGAGUUUAUCCCUAAAGGUGCUCCACGCAUGGCCACCAUGUCUCAGACGGCCGUGCAGGCGUUUCCCUCCCCGCUCUUCCCUCACCCCAGCCUGGGUGGCUCCUCUGCGGCAGCCCUGGCACCCGGGAUGUCUCUGUCUGCUGGUUCCUCUCCCCUCCACUCGCCAAAAAUCACCCCUCACACUUCACCCGCCCCUCGCCGACGAAGCCACACCCCCAACCCGAAUCCGGCCAAUUACAUGGUGCCUACCACUGCGUCCGACCAAGGGGGCGGAGCCCAUGUCAUCCAGAAGGAGACUGUUGGCGGAACCACCUAUUUCUACACUGACAACACCCCCGCACCCAUGGCAGGGAUGGUGUUUCCUAAUUAUCAUAUCUACCCUCAAACUGCCCCUCAUGUGGCGUAUAUGCAACCCAAAGCCAACGCGCCAUCCUUCUUCAUGGCCGACGAACUCCGACAGGAAUUAAUCAACAGGCAUUUGAUAACGAUGGCGCAGAUAGAUCAGACGGAGAACCCAGGGGUACCGUCUGAGGUGGACAGUUACCACAGUCUCUUCCCCUUGGAACCCCUUCCCCCACCCAACCGCCUGCAGAAAACCAACAACUUCACCUACAUCACUUCCUGUUACAAAGCCGUAAACAGCAAAGAUGACCUGACCUACUGCCUCAGAAGGAUACAUGGUUUCAGAUUGGUCAAUACCAAGUGUAUGAUGUUGGUGGACAUGUGGAAGAAGAUCCAGCAUUCCAACACUGUGACCCUUCGAGAAGUUUUCACCACCAAGGCUUUUGGGGAUCACUCAUUGGUAUUUUCCUAUGACUUCCACGCUGGGGCUGAAACCAUGUUCAGCAGGCAUUUUAACGACCCAACGGCUGACUCGUACUUCACCAAGAGGAAGUGGGGGCAGCACGAGCCUCCGCCACCGCGACAACAUGCGGGCCUGCUUCCUGAGUCUCUGAUCUGGGCCUACAUCGUUCAGCUAAGCUCCGCCCUGCGCACCAUCCACACGGCCGGUCUGGCCUGCCGCGUUAUGGACCCCAGCAAGAUCCUAAUCACAGGAAAGACACGAUUAAGAGUGAAUUGUGUCGGAGUGUUUGAUGUCUUAACAUUUGACAACAGUCAGACCAACCACCUGGCAUUAAUGCCGCAGUACCAGCAAGCAGAUCUCAUCUCUCUGGGGAAAGUGGUGUUGGCUUUGGCCUGUAACUCUCUGGCGGGCAUUCAGAGAGAGAACCUACAGAAGGCCAUGGAGCUGGUGUCAAUCAACUACUCAUCUGACCUCAAGAACCUCAUCUUGUAUCUGUUAACGGAGCAGACCCGUUUACGAAGCGUCAAUGACAUCAUGCCAAUGAUUGGUGCACGAUUCUACACGCAGCUAGACGCUUCACAAAUGAGGAGUGAUGUCAUUGAGGAGGACUUGGCUAAGGAAGUCCAGAACGGACGGUUGUUCCGCCUCCUGGCCAAACUGGGAACCAUUAACGAAAGACCAGAGUUUCAGAAAGACCCGACGUGGUCAGAGACAGGCGACCGUUACCUGCUGAAGCUUUUCAGGGAUCACCUGUUCCACCAGGUGACCGAGGCUGGCACGCCCUGGAUCGACCUCAGUCAUAUUGUCUCCUGCCUCAACAAGCUGGAUGCUGGAGUGCCAGAGAAGAUAAGCCUGGUGUCUCGGGAUGAGAAGAGUGUGCUGGUGGUUACUUACUCAGACCUGAAACGCUGCUUCGAGAGCACCUUCCAGGAGCUGUUGACCGCCGCCAGCACGCCACUGUAGUGCUCCCCACAGGACCGGGGUGGUACUGCCUGAACCAGGAGCAUGUUGCACUACGGCGUGGAGUGCUGAUCUCUCUCUC
Molecule: messenger RNA, 2727 nt
Organism: Chanos chanos (milkfish)
Lineage: Eukaryota; Metazoa; Chordata; Actinopteri; Gonorynchiformes; Chanidae
Gene: pan3
Product: poly(A) specific ribonuclease subunit PAN3
Exons: 18
Coding region: 255-2648 (797 amino acids)
Biological process (GO): nuclear-transcribed mRNA poly(A) tail shortening; mRNA processing
Cellular component (GO): PAN complex; P-body
Molecular function (GO): metal ion binding; poly(A) binding
Source: RefSeq, a predicted model, not a curated record